CAAGCUAUCCAUCCACCUCACACGAUCCCAGCCUCGAUCGCUUCCGCAAGCUGAUGCGCCCUGCCGCGCGAUCCACGGCCACGCCAACGCCGCCAUGUCGGGUGAGCUCUCCCUCUCCGCGCGCUCGUCGCCGUCCUUCGCCGCCUCGCCUUCCGUUGCCGACGCGCGGGGCGAAGGAGAUCACCAUGCAGAGUCAACGCCGCUACGGCGCGAGGACGAGAGCAGCCGGGGCGCCAGCAGCGUCGGCGUCAAGCUCCGCCGCCGGUGGCAGCGUCGGCGGCAGCAGCUGGGGGUCGGGAAGUGGCGCGUCGGGGACACGUGGGCGCUGGACCCGGGGACGAGAUGGGUCCGGGAAUGGAACCGCGUCUACCUGCUGGCCUGCGCGGCCGGGUUAAUGGUGGACCCGCUCUUCCUGUACGCAGUGUCGCUGAGCGGCCCGCUCAUGUGCGUCUUCCUCGACGGCUGGCUCGCCGCCGCCGUCACCGUGCUCCGCUGCAUGGUGGACGCCAUGCACGCGUGGAACCUCGUCAUGCAGCUCCGCGUCGCGCGCGGCGCCACCGCGGCAGUGGCGGCGGCGCGGAGGCGGCGUGGGAUCGCUGACGAGGAGCAGGCCGCGGCGGAUCAGGCGGACGCGGACGCGGACGCCGCGCGGAGCGUCCCAGCGUACGCGAGGUCCAGGAAAGGGAUGGCGCUCGACUUCUUCGUCAUCCUUCCCGUGAUGCAGGUGGUUGUUUGGGUAGCCGCGCCGGCGAUGAUCCGCGCAGGAUCGACGACGGCGGUCAUGACGAUGCUGCUGCUGACGUUCCUUCUGGAGUACCUGCCGAAGAUCUACCACUCCGUCUCCUUCCUGCGGCGGACGCAGAACCAGUCCGGCCACAUCUUCGGCACCAUUUGGUGGGGCAUCGUGCUCAACCUCAUGGCCUACUUCGUCGCCGCCCACGCGGUGGGCGCAUGCUGGUACCUGCUGGGUGUUCAGAGGGCCACCAAGUGUCUGAAGGAGCAAUGCGUCCUGUCCGGGCCCCCCGGGUGCGCGUCCGGCCCGGUGGCUUGCGGCACCCCGCUGUACUACGGCGCAGCGUCGUCCUUCGUCGUCGGCGGCGACAGGCUUGCCUGGGCCAACGACACCAUUGCCAGGAGCGUGUGCCUCCACAGCGGCGAUAGGUACCAGUACGGCGCUUACAAGUGGACGGUGAUGCUGGUGGCGAACCAGAGCCGGCUGGAGAAGAUGCUGCUCCCCAUCUUCUGGGGCCUGAUGACGCUGAGCACAUUCGGGAACCUGGAGAGCACGACGGAGUGGGUGGAGAUCGUGUUCAACAUCCUGACCAUCACUGGCGGGCUGAUCCUGGUCACCAUGCUCAUCGGCAACAUCAAGGUGUUCCUGAACGCGACCACGUCCAAGAAGCAGGCGAUGCAGACGCGGCUGCGGAGCCUGGAGUGGUGGAUGAAGCGCAAGAACCUGCCGAUGGGGUUCCGGCAGCGCGUGCGUCAGUUCGAGCGGCAGCGGUGGGCGGCCACCCGCGGCGUGGACGAGUCCCAGAUCGUGCGCGACCUGCCGGAGGCGCUCCGGCGCGACAUCAAGUACCACCUCUGCCUGGACCUCGUCCGUCAGGUGCCCCUCUUCGUGCACAUGGACGACCUUGUUCUCGAGAACAUGUGCGAUCGGGUCAAGGCCCUCAUCUACCCCAAGGGAGAGACAAUCGUGAGGGAAGGCGAUCCGGUGCAGAGGAUGUUGUUCAUCGUGCGUGGGCACCUGCAGUGCAGCCAGGAGCUGCGGAACGGGGCGACGAGCCGCUGCACGCUGGGGCCGGGCAACUUCACUGGUGACGAGCUGCUGUCGUGGUGCCUGCGCCGGCCUUUCAUGGAGCGUCUGCCGGCGUCGUCGUCGACGCUUGUGACGAUGGAGAGCACGGAGGUGUUCGGGCUGGAGGCGGCGGACGUCAAGUACGUGACGCAGCACUUCCGGUACACCUUCACCAACGACAAGGUGCGGCGGAGCGCCCGGUACUACUCGCCCGGGUGGCGCACCUGGGCGGCCGUCGCCGUGCAGCUGGCGUGGCGCAGGUACAGGCACCGCAAGACGCUCACGUCGCUGUCCUUCAUCCGUCCGCGCCGGCCGCUGUCACGGUGCUCGUCGCUGGGCGAGGAGAAGCUCCGGCUGUAUACCGCUAUUCUCAGCUCGCCCAAGCCCAACCAGGACGAAGACUUCUAGGCCGGCGUGAACUGCAUAUGAUGAUCUGCCCUGCUUGCUUUGUUGCAUAGAGAGCAAGUGAGUUGCAGAGAGUUACAGUUACAAAUGCACAAAACGGUGGAUGUCGUGUCUGCUCGAUGGACGAGAAUCUGCGAUUGCUGAAUAUGUAGCUGCUCUAAUGUAAAUAUGAUAGUACUAUCGUUGUU
Molecule: messenger RNA, 2394 nt
Organism: Lolium rigidum
Lineage: Eukaryota; Viridiplantae; Streptophyta; Magnoliopsida; Poales; Poaceae
Product: cyclic nucleotide-gated ion channel 4-like
Exons: 5
Coding region: 95-2209 (704 amino acids)
Biological process (GO): transmembrane transport; monoatomic ion transport
Cellular component (GO): membrane
Molecular function (GO): monoatomic ion channel activity
Source: RefSeq, a predicted model, not a curated record